This is a messenger RNA of Eruca vesicaria subsp. sativa (arugula), 3006 nucleotides long. Lineage: Eukaryota; Viridiplantae; Streptophyta; Magnoliopsida; Brassicales; Brassicaceae. The record is from the annotation of a GenBank genome assembly.
GCUACACUUAUCUUCUUCACAGAGAUUCUCCUCAGGCAUCUCCCUUCAUCUCCAUCGUCUCCACUAAGGUUUAAGAAGUUAGUUAGAAGAAGAAGAAGAUGUCUCGUUUCUUCGCUCAGGGCGGUAGCGACAGCGAGGAUGAGAGCGAUAUCGAGGAGGAGAUCCAGGAGGUUCAAAACACCGACAUCAACAACCGUUACCUCCAAGAUAACAGCGACGACGACGACGACACCGAUACCAAACGAAUCAUCAAGCCGACGAAGGACAAGCGUUUCGAGGAGAUGACACACACGGUUGAGCAGAUGAAGAACGCUAUGAAGAUCAACGACUGGGUCAGCCUCCAGGAGAAUUUCGAUAAAGUGAACAAACAGCUCGAGAAAGUCAUGAGGAUCACCGAGGCUGUUAAGCCUCCUGUUUUGUACAUCAAGACGCUUGUGAUGCUUGAGGAUUUCUUGAACGAGGCUUUGGCUAAUAAGGAGGCGAAGAAGAAGAUGAGUCCUAGUAACUCCAAGGCGUUGAAUGCGAUGAGGCAGAAGUUGAAGAAGAAUAAUAAGAAUUAUGAGGAGGAGAUUAGUAAGUAUAGAGAGGCUCCUGAAGUUGAGGAGGAGGAGAAGGGAGAGGAUGAUGAGGAGGAUGAUGAUGAGGAGGAUGAGAGUGAGGAUGAGGAUGAGGAUGGGAAAGAGGAGGGGAGUGAUGAUGAGGAGGUUGAGGAGAGUAGUGAUACUCGUUGGGAGACUAUGCUUAACAAGAAAGAUAAGCAGAUGGAGAAGCUGCUUAGUAAAGAUCCUAAGGAGAUUACUUGGGAAUGGGUUAACCAGAAGUUUAAAGAGAUUAUGGCUGCUCGUGGGAGGAAAGGGACUGCUAGAUUUGAUUUAGUUGAUCAGCUUACUCACUUGACUAAGAUUGCGAAGACUCCUGCGCAGAAGCUUGAGAUUUUGUUUAGCGUUAUCUCUGCACAGUUUGAUGUGAAUCCGGGUCUUAGUGGACACAUGCCUAUCAAGGUCUGGAAGAAAUGCGUUGUCAACAUGCUUACCAUACUUGACAUUCUUGUUAAGUACAAUAACAUUGUUGUGGACGACUCGAUUGAGCCUGAUGAGAAUGAGACUUCGAAGCCAGCGGAUUAUGAUGGAACGAUUCGUGUCUGGGGAAAUUUGGUUGCGUUUAUUGAGAGGAUUGACACUGAGUUUUUCAAGAGUUUGCAGUCUAUUGAUCCUCACACACGUGAGUAUGUUGAGAGACUGAGGGAUGAGCCCAUGUUCUUGGCUCUUGCUCAGAACAUCCAGGACUACUUUGAGCGGAUGGGUGAUUACAAAUCUGCUGCGAAGGUAGCUUUGAGACGAGUUGAGUCGAUAUACUACAAACCCCAGGAAGUUUAUGAGGCUAUGAGGAAACUGGCUGAGUUGGUUGAAGAAGAUGAAGAAGCUGAGGAUGCCGAAGAGGAAAGUGGACCUGUUUCUUCAUUCAUUGUUGUUCCAGAGGUUGUUCCUCGUAAGCCUACCUUCCCAGAGAGCGGCCGAGCAAUGAUGGAUCUUCUUGUGUCCCUUAUCUACAGAAAUGGAGAUGAGAGGACCAAGGCCCGUGCAAUGCUUUGUGACAUCUAUCACCAUGCUUUGAUGGACAACUUUGGGACUGCUAGAGACUUGUUGCUAAUGAGUCAUCUCCAAGACAACAUUCAGCACAUGGACAUCUCAACGCAGAUUCUCUUUAACAGGACCAUGGCUCAGCUUGGUCUUUGUGCCUUCCGUGUUGGAAUGAUCACUGAAUCCCAUAGCUGUCUCUCCGAGCUGUACUCUGGUCAGAGAGUGAGGGAGUUGCUUGCUCAAGGUGUCUCGCAAAGUCGAUACCAUGAGAAGACACCCGAACAGGAAAGGCUGGAGAGGAGAAGACAAAUGCCAUACCACAUGCACAUAAACCUCGAGCUUCUGGAGGCUGUUCACCUCAUCGGUGCCAUGCUACUUGAAGUCCCAAACAUGGCAGCUAACUCGCUUGAAGCCAGACGCAGAGUGAUCAGCAAGAAUUUCCGUCGUCUGCUUGAGAUCAGCGAGAGGCAAGCAUUCAACGCACCACCGGAGAAUGUACGUGAUCACGUCAUGGCAGCCACCAGAGCCCUGACCAAAGGAGAUUUCCAGACCGCGUUUGAAGUACUGAACUCUCUUGAAGUCUGGAGAAUGCUCAAGAACCGUGACAGCAUCCUCGAAAUGGUCAAAGCUAGGAUCAAAGAAGAGGCUCUGAGGACUUAUCUCUUCACAUACUCUAGCUCCUACGAGUCCCUAAGCCUUGAACAGCUGGCUAAGAUGUUUGAUGUCACUGAAGCACAGGUUCACAGCAUUGUGAGCAAGAUGAUGAUCAACGAAGAGCUUCACGCAAGCUGGGACCAACCAACACGAUGCAUUGUCUUCCAUGAAGUGCAACACAGCAGAUUACAGUCAUUAGCUUUCCAGCUAACCGAGAAACUCUCGGUUUUGGCAGAGAGUAACGAAAGGGCGAUGGAAGCAAGAACCGGUGGAGGUGGUCUUGAUCUGAGCUCGAGGAGAAGAGACAACAACCAGGACUAUGCAGCAUCAGGUGGUGGUGGGAAAUGGCAGGACAACAACAUGAAUUCUGGGUAUGGAGGAAGACAAGGUAACAACAGAUCUGGAUAUGGAGGAAGACCAGGACAGUCUAGAGACUGGUCGGGUCAGAACAGAGGAGGAGGAUAUGCAGCAAGAGCUGGCUCAGGUAACAGAGGUGGUGGUGGUAUGCAAAUGGAUGGCUCAACCCGUAUGGUGAGUCUUAACAGAGGUGUUCGUGCUUAAAGAAGUUGAGAAAUCUUCAGACAGUGUUUGAUCUUGGUCUCUUUUAAGACCUUUUUGUUAUUUAUAUUUUUGUUUGUCGUCUGUUAAAGUUUGGAUACUGUCUUUAAUAAGUUGCUUCAGAACUUUAAAUUACUUGUUCUCAGAACUUAUUUCAGAGUUUUUUAAAUUUCUUCUGUUAUAAAUUAUCAGAAAUUUUUGAUAGAUAUUUUAC